Molecule: messenger RNA, 396 nt
Organism: Entrophospora sp. SA101
Lineage: Eukaryota; Fungi; Glomeromycota; Glomeromycetes; Entrophosporales; Entrophosporaceae
Source: the annotation of a GenBank genome assembly
AUGUCGAAAAUGAUAGCCGGGCAAAGUAUAAAUAAACCAGAUUCCGUAAAUGAAAACUCAUCACUUAAAGAUAGUCUACAUGGGUACAUCGGUGAUUACAGUACUGAAACAACAAGAUUGAUAGAGGAAGAAGAAAAAUACCGGGAUUCAAAACCAGAAACAAAGAUUUGUUGCUUUUCAUCGCAAAAUUACAACGUAGUUUCAGACAUAAAAAAAGAACUCAAAAACGUGAUGACAAAACCACCAUUAUACCGUUACGUCUUCAUGUUUGUACCAUUAAAUAUCAUACAUGGAGUAGCAUUUGUUCAAAAUUUGCAUCAUAUUCACUAUGAAGACUUUAUUCACAGAGAUUUUCAUCCAGGAAAUAUUUUAAUAGGUGCAAAUACCAACAAUUGA